GGAACGUCUACAAGACUAGCCUCCCCAUCGUGGGUUUUGAGAGAAUCGAACGAUCAACCACGGGUUCUAUGCCAGCUGCGCGGAGGUCUCCCUGCCGUGCGGACGUUUUAGAGCGUGUCAUUUUUAAAUCACCUUGAAGCAUACUUAAGUUUCAUCGAUGGAGUUCUUGAUUGGUGGACUCUCUUCCUGCGGAGCGGUUAUUGUGACGAACCCGCUCGAAGUGGCGAAAACUCGGAUACAGCUGCAAGGAGAACUCCAAGCCCGCGGCUGCUAUCCCGUGCACUACCGGAAUGUUUUCCACGCUAUAUUAACUAUCGGAACGAAGGAUGGUGUGCGUGCCAUUCAGAGCGGUCUCGCUCCCGCCAUGUGCUAUCAGUUUUGUCAGAAUGGUUUUCGGCUCGGGGCCUUCCAGCUCAUGGAGGACUCGGACCUGACGAGAAACGAGGACGGCUCGGUGAGCUUCUCGCGGAGUGUUCUGGCCGGAGCCGCCGCCGGAAGCGUGGGUGCUUUCCUAGCGAGUCCACUCUACAUGAUUAAAACUCAGCUGCAAUCUUCGACCCGGGUUCAAGCAAUCGCCGUCGGCUUCCAGCAUCGACACGUGACCAUGUUUGACGCUUUAGCGACGGCAUGGACCAACGGCGGCGUCCGAGGGCUUUGGCGAGGCGCCAGUGCUGCCACUCUGAGAGUCAGCGCCGGGAGCUCGGUUCAGCUCGGCACCUUCAGCAAGGCUCGCAGUUUGCUCCAAGAACGAUUUCCGCUACUACAGGAGUACCCGAUGCUAGCGACUUUCUUCGCUUCGCUUGCAAGUGGCAGCGUGCACUGCCUUUUCAUGACGCCUUUCGACGUUGUCUGCACCCGACUCUAUAACCAAGGAGUCGAUCAGAGUACGAAAAAAGGAUUGUACUACGAUGGAGUCCUGGAUUGUUUCAGAAAAACUUUCCGCUCGGAAGGGGUGCUCGGCUUCUACAAAGGUGUGACCGCAGUCAUCUCUCGUUGCGGACCGCACACUGUCAUAACGUUGAUGCUCUGGCAAACAUUGAAAGCCCUCAAUGAGAAACGGUUGUGCGACCGAGUCCCCCCUUCGACAUCGGGCGCCGAGAUCAUCUCCCUGUCCGGGCAAUCCGCGAAAUUGAAUGCGUGACAAGAGCAUCAGCGACAAUGAUGUCGGAGCGAAUGUCUACUUUGACGACACGCACAGGGUCCUAGAUAGCCACAAGCCAAGUCGAACGCGCUCUCAAGGGGGCCUGAUACCGAGAUGCCCUUCGAGGGAAUCCCCUGGCUUGCUCCUGACACAGCUCCGGUGUUUGGGUCGGACCGUGUUCAGGAGCGAGACAGUCUCCCCCGUGAGACAAGGGCUUUCGUUUCACGAAGGGUCCUGGCACAAUGGAGCAGUUCCGGUGCUCAUUAGGAACAUCGAUUGGUAGGGUACCAGCUCUAUUAGAUAUCGUGAAAUCUUAAUGUCAAUCAUGAAUGGAGAAUGUUCCUCGACGUCUCAGAUUUGAAUCGAUUCCGCCCAGCUUCGAGCGGUUCUCUCCCGCUAGAAUUCAAGUUCUCGAGCCGUAGUCGACGGUAUAUGCGGUGUCUUACGCAGAACGCUUACCCUCACGAGUACUACGAAGCGUAUAAGCGGGUCGACUCCUUCGCUGAGGACUCAUACUUUACGUCGCCGUUAGGCACUCAGGCCCCCUCUCUGACAGGGAACACUGACGAUAAUCUCAAUGCGUCGGUCGCGAUGUGAUUCGAGAUCAUGAAUCAUGAUGCUCUAGGGACGAAUGCACAAAAAAAAAAAUGCACAUGUCAGCAAUGAGUACAAGUGUAGAUUUAAAACUAUCGUGCAGCUGUGAUCUGCUCAAAAUAGCACCAUGUAUAA
Galendromus occidentalis (western predatory mite) is the source of this 1870-nucleotide messenger RNA. Its product is annotated as solute carrier family 25 member 35. Lineage: Eukaryota; Metazoa; Arthropoda; Arachnida; Mesostigmata; Phytoseiidae. The record is from RefSeq and is a predicted model, not a curated record. Bases 158 to 1141 code for a protein of 327 amino acids. The transcript is spliced from 5 exons.